This is a messenger RNA of Rhincodon typus (whale shark), 976 nucleotides long. Its product is annotated as probable G-protein coupled receptor 141. The record is from RefSeq and is a predicted model, not a curated record. The transcript is spliced from 2 exons. Gene Ontology annotation, cellular component: membrane. Gene Ontology annotation, biological process: G protein-coupled receptor signaling pathway. Gene Ontology annotation, molecular function: G protein-coupled receptor activity; oxysterol binding. The coding region runs from base 56 to 976 and encodes 306 amino acids. NCBI's taxonomy places the organism in Eukaryota, Metazoa, Chordata, Chondrichthyes, Orectolobiformes, Rhincodontidae.
GAUCAGUUUUGAGAACCAGAGCUCUGAUCCCAGGUCUUAAGGAUUUGGAGAAAAAAUGAACAUGUCAGCAAUGAAUAACACGGUAUCCUCAACAGGAACAUUCUCAACCAACAAUUUCACAUCCGAUGACUCAUUUCAUUGCGAUCCACCUGGAUCCGCCCAUAAUGCAGCUUUAAUAGCAAUUUACAUCAUUGUGCUCAUGGGAGGUUCUAUUGGAGCCUUCGUCAUGGCUUGGAAAAUUAAAACAGACAGCAAAUCUGUGACAUCCACUGCCGUUGUAAAUCUUAUACUGAUGCACACAUUCUUUCUCCUAACUGUGCCUUUCCGCAUCUCUUAUUACGUUCUUGGUGAGUGGAAGUUCGGUGAAAUGCUUUGUAAGCUGGUGAGUGCAAUGAUUCACGUUCAUAUGUACCUGUGCUUCAUGUUCUACGUGGCCAUAAUUGUCAUAAGGAUGCUCAGUUUCUUUCGAGAAAAGAAGACAGUGGAGUUUUAUCAACCUUGGCAUGCGGGGGCUGUGAGCCUGGUUGUCUGGACAUUGGUGUUUUUUGCCAUUUUCCCACUGUUUCUGGGUUUCUAUGGCAUUUCAAAGAACUAUAACCAAAAGCAAUGUUUUCAGUUCCAAGCUGAAAUUGCAAAUAAAUUUGUGAAAUUUGUAAAUCAUCUUUCCGGCACCGUUGUACUAUCGACGAUCUGUGUUUUGCUUGCCAUUCAGAUAUAUGUAAUAACGAAAUUAACGAACAAACAUGCAGGCACCUUUCGCAAACAGCAGCAGUUUGGAGCUCAAACAAAAACAUUGCUGUUCUUACUGAUUAUGAUUUUGUGUUUUCUACCGUACCUUGGAUUCAGGUUGUUCUACGUAAAGCAAAUCAUGAUUUACCCUUGUUCAUUGAACUUACACACCGUUAAUGAAAUAUUUUUAGCACUAACUGCAAUGAGCUGUUUUGACGUACUUACCUUCCUUGUGGCGGCACAUUGA